Messenger RNA from Danaus plexippus (monarch butterfly), 1725 nucleotides. RefSeq names its product ras-related protein Rab-23 (gene Rab23). Gene Ontology annotation, molecular function: GTP binding; GTPase activity. The transcript is spliced from 6 exons. NCBI's taxonomy places the organism in Eukaryota, Metazoa, Arthropoda, Insecta, Lepidoptera, Nymphalidae. The record is from RefSeq and is a predicted model, not a curated record. The coding region runs from base 278 to 946 and encodes 222 amino acids.
AAGCGCAGUCUUUAAAUUAACGCGGCGAGGAGCGCACGUGUUAUAUAAUAUUAUAUAUUUUUUAUUUCGUAGUUCUUUUACUUGAAUCCAAGGAACUAAAUGUGUUGUGAAGUAUUGUACUGUGAGUGUGUUUUAACUUAUUAUUGAUAAUUACACCUCAUGGAAUGACUCAUCAAUGUGGAAUACUCCAAACAGAACUUAAUGUAAGUUCGCGAGCUUACGUGCUUGUUCUAUGAAGGAAUUUUUUAUCACUAAUGUGCGGUGACCAGAAGCGAGGAUGCGGGAAGAAGAGCUGGAGGUAGCUCUGAAGGUUGUGAUCGUCGGCGACGGUGGUGUUGGCAAAUCGAGUAUGAUCCAACGUUACUGUCGAGGCACCUUCACCAGGGAUUACAAGAAAACCAUCGGGGUAGACUUUCUUGAGCGGCAGAUCGAUAUCGAUGGAGAGGAGGUGAGACUGAUGCUGUGGGACACGGCUGGUCAGGAGGAGUUCGACGCUAUAACUAAAGCGUAUUACAGAGGAGCCCACGCCUGUGUGCUGGCUUUCUCGACAACAGACAGAGACUCCUUUUUAGCUUUGCAUUCAUGGAAACUUAAGGUCGAGAAUGAAUGCGGAGAAAUUCCUACAAUUAUAGUCCAGAAUAAAAUUGACCUGAUGGAUCAAUGUGUGGUCGGACCUGACGAGGCGGAGUUAGUGGCCCGGGCGCUGGGUUGCCGCCUAAUGCGUGCGUCUGUCAAAGAGGACGUGAACGUUGGCGCAGUAUUUCGAGCGCUGGCCUCGCGCUGCCUCGCCGACCUGAGAGCUGACAGUGAACCGCCUCCAACAGCAACACCACUUAUAGGUACAUUUACAAACCACAACACCAACGGAACUAUCUUACUGAGACCUACGAAGAACCGUUCCGGCAAGAAGAAGAACGUACUCAAGAGCGCUUGCCGUAUAUUGUAAUACCACUAGAAGGAAAUUAUUAUUACCACAUCCAUUUUGGUAGGAAAUUAUUCAAUUGGUAAUAAAUCAAAGGUUCAUACAUUUUCAGAUACCUUUAUCGAUUUCAAUCCAUUUGAUCUGAAUUUGCAUUCCCCUUUUAAUUUCGAUAUUAUCUUGGACAAAAAUUUAAGCGUAGUGCCAAAUGUAAAUAAAGAUAGAAUUGGUAUUUUUAAUACUCAUUGAAAUUUUAUUUAUCACUAAGUAAGAGUAAUAAUAAUAAAAACUAAAGUGUAUUCAUAUCUUAAAAAUAUAAUUUUGACAGCUUACGUCACCAUGACAUACAAGUACGCUCUAUUUAAGCGGGUGUAUUGUGACACAUUAGGUACGUGAAAAUGUUGUUGGCAUUGGAAUGGACGUUUAAAUUAUAUAGUUUUAGUAAAACUUUCACACAAUAUGACAAUAAAAUAACUCUGGGUUCUGUUAUGGAAUUUUAUUAUUUAGGUAUCUAAGAUUCGAAUUUUAGUGCGUUUGUCCACAGAGUCAGGAAAAUGUACAUAUUAAAGUAGCAGUGUAAAAAUGAGUUGCUAGGUUAUAUUUUAUUAAUCUAUUAAAUAUUUAUACUAUAUUAAUAAUUGAAAUGAUAAGGUGAUGUUAAAUAUAAAAAAGACUUAAGACGAGUCAAUUGAAAUGUAUGAGGGUUGAAUUCUAGAAGCGGACUUUAUAACUGAAUUUCGAUCUUGUAUAAGCUGAGACAUUUGUAAAUAUCUAUGUACUUAUGAAUUAAACUUUUUUAUUUAUAA